AUGGGUCCAAAAUACGACGAACGUACCAUAUCUUUGAGCAAGCUUGAGGAACUCGGUUACAAUGGACCAAGGGCAAACUGUGGAUCAAAUUUUGCCUAUCCAUUCUUCAUCUCGUUUUACAUGGUGUGCUCUUUUCUGAUUAUCAACCUGUUUGUUGCUGUCAUUAUGGACAACUUCGAUUAUCUGACACGCGACUGGUCUAUUCUUGGUCCGCAUCACUUGGAUGAGUUUGUGCGUCUCUGGUCCGAGUAUGAUCCAGAAGCAAAGGGACGAAUCAAACACCUUGACGUCGUCACACUUUUGCGAAAAAUAUCACCUCCACUGGGUUUCGGAAAACUUUGUCCACAUCGCACGGCUUGUGUGACUCUCGUGAGAAUGAAUAUGCCUUUAAAUAGUGACGGCACAGUCAUGUUCAAUGCAACCCUGUUUGCUCUCGUGAGGACCAAUUUGAAAAUAAAGACGGAAGGUGCUCCGAUCGAUCAGCUGAAUGAAGAGUUACGAACAGUGAUCAAAAAAAUUUGGAAGCGGACCAGUCCGAAACUUCUGGACCAAGUUGUACCCCCAGCAGGUGGGAAUGAUGAUGUUACCGUGGGGAAGUUCUAUGCAACAUUUCUCAUCCAAGAAUGGUUUCGUCGAUGGAAACAGAAGAAAGCCGAAGAACAGAAGGCUUUACUCCAUGGGCAAGCUCCUCCAAGGGCAAGCAAUCUUUCGGUGGAAAACCAAACCUCGGGUUACCUGACUCCUAUAGAUGAUGUUGGGAAGCGUGGAUCCGGGAGCAUUGCUGAAUCGGAUAAUCAUCCAACACUUUUUGGCUCAAUGAUGCAAGCACUUCAGCGCUCGAGGAGGCAAUCAACAGCUUCACGUGCGCUCACCCCGCACGACAUUGAACACGGGUCUCCUGCAAGAAAAGUGAGUAUCAUCGAACCCGACAGCAUUCCAAAGCUGGAAACGGUAUCGGAGAAACCCGCAAUGACAGCAAACAGUCGCAUUCUUCCUGUACCUGAUACAGCAUCUAGAAGAGUACUGCCUACAGCUCUCAGACAAAUGCCCAAGUCAGUUCCCGAAAGUGGAGCUGAGACCACCGAAUCCAUGUUACGAAGUUGGGAACGCGAGAAAUCCUCCAGUGAGGAGCUCCAAGAUGAACCAACCGCUGUGACAUCACCAUCAUCUCGAGAUGUGAGACCGUGGAAUUCCUCCAGAGAAGAAGAAUUGACUCCGCGACAAAGCAGAAAUUUUCCCAUUCAAUUGCAAAGAAACCAGAUACCUGACAACGAUGCUCACACCACCCGUUCACAAAUCAAAACCAUUGGGAACGGUCCAAUCAGAUCAAGGCCAUCAGAUGAAACACGAACAGUGUUGCAGCGAUCCGAGGCUAGUCUGGAUGACUUGGAGGACAGUGAUGAUGGAUUAUCAUUUUACACUCGCGGGGAUACACCAAGUCCAGCACCAUCAAUCGGAGCGGCAAUCCUGCGCCCGGAUGUCUAUCCGGGCACAGAAGAUAGAGGAAUAAGACAACGCCGAAAACCGCUAGAUACGUCGGAUUAUGUGGUACUCACCAGUGUACCGAGAGAUUACGCACUAGCUCCGAUUGGAGACAACAGAGAGGCCAUUGAUAUAGACAAGUUGUGUGAUUUACCUAAGCCCGUAUGGACAGCGAGUUUGCCAGAUGUACCAGUAUUGCCCAAACCAGCCAGACCAACGGGCAAGAGAAAAUAUCGUCGUCAACUUCCAGCAAUUCCUCAGAGAUUGAUCACCGAUCACUCUCGCCAUCCGUCACUGGGCAAAAUCCGAGCUGGCUUAUCUGGGUUCAGUCCCGAUGUACCUGUACAAAAUUCUUUUCCGAUGCAAAAAGACAUAUACGAGCCACCGAUGGUGGAUCCGCAUGGACCCGCACCCAGUGCUCCUCCAAACUGGAACGUAAACCAGUUAACCCCUCGCACUGCGAUUCGAAGAAGUACGAAUAUGGGCCAUGGCGUGCAUUCAGACGGAACAAGGCUGACGCAGUAUGUUAACUAUCUUACUGAACCGCCUAACACCACCCAACGAGACUGGCUGGACCAGUUUACGGAUGGAGUUACCUUAGAUGAAAUCAACAAUGCCCCGGGACCGAAUCCAACCAAUUCCUGGACCGUAAACAACACUUCUGGCGAGUGGAUGCGCUUGCAGCCAUGUAGCAUUCCACUGCACUCUAGUGAAUCCCCACCACCACCUGCACCGGCUCCAGCAGUUCCCAUGAUGAAUGACUUGCUUCAUCGACGGACUAUACCUGAACCCUAUCAUACGGGUCCAAGAUCACGAGAAGUUUUGUCCAAUCACUUUCUAUAUCCCGAUAUUAGGCCACAACCCCCUCUUUCUGCGCGGAAUGAUCCAGUUGAGUUUGUCCGACUCGAACUGGGGAACAAUACAGUUGCAACAGCACCCAUGAUCGAUCUGGGUUCAGGACCGAAUCCGAGCCGAUUCGAUUCACGAAAUCGUUUGACAAGUCAUAUCAAUCAGCCACGGUGA
This is a messenger RNA of Echinostoma caproni, 2505 nucleotides long. NCBI's taxonomy places the organism in Eukaryota, Metazoa, Platyhelminthes, Trematoda, Plagiorchiida, Echinostomatidae. The record is from the annotation of a GenBank genome assembly.